Molecule: messenger RNA, 3969 nt
Organism: Rotaria sp. Silwood2
Lineage: Eukaryota; Metazoa; Rotifera; Eurotatoria; Philodinida; Philodinidae
Source: the annotation of a GenBank genome assembly
AUGGCAUCGUUAAUUAAAAGUCAAAUUAUAAAACGUUUAUCAAAAUUUGUUAAAAAUCUAUCAUCAAAUCAAAUCAAUUUAAGUACAUUAAAAGGCGAAGGUGAAUUAUCAUCGAUUGAUUUAGAUGAACAAGCAUUAGAGGACGUUAUUGAAUUACCAACAUGGCUUAAAAUUCGUAAAGCAACAUGUGGUCGCAUUUUUAUUAAAAUUCCUUGGACAAAUUUAAAAACAUUACCAAUUCAAUUACAAUUAGAUGAUGUAACAAUUGAAAUUGAAACAUAUGAACAAUUAAGAGAUUUACAUAAUUCAAAUGAUGCUUCAAAUGCAAAUGAUCCAUUAUUGGGUAAAUAUGGUUUUACAAAUCGAGUUAUUGACGGUAUUUCAUUAACAAUUACAAAUUUAACAUUUGCUGUAAAAGCUCAAGCUUUUAAAGCAUCAAUUUUUUUGCCAAGUCUUGAAAUUUAUAGUAUAACACCUUAUGGAAAAAAAGUUGAUACAUUAAAUUUAACUCGUCUUCGUAAUUCAACUAAAGAUCAUAUUCUACUUUUUAAAGAAAUUUCAUGGCAAAAUGCACGUAUUGAAGCAUCAUCCAAUGAUAGUACGAUGGCAACUGCAGCUAUACGCUUGAUUGCUAAUGCAUGUCGAAUACGAAUUUCUAUGAAAAAAAAUCUUCAAGAUAGUACUAUGGUAACAUCACGUGUUAUGGUUCAUUUUGAUGAUCUUUUAUCAGUUGUUAAUGAUGCACAACUUAAAUCGGCUUUAAGUACUUAUAAAGAAAUUACGCAGUUAAUGAAACGUGCAUCUGAACAAAGAAAACGUAUAGCUGGAGAUAAAUUAACCAAAUUAGAACAACAACAACAACCAUCAACAUUUCAACCAAAACCACCAACAACAGGUAACAAUGAUCAAAUGAAUUCUAGUGGUACAUUAAACAUCCAACAACAAUCAAAUGAUCCUUUUAAACAUUAUGAUGUCGUUGAAACAUCAUUACAUUUUAAUAUUAAACGAUUGGAUAUACAUAUUAUUGCUGAUUCAAAGAUUUUCAGUAGUCGUCUAGCUGAAAGUGGUGCUCUUCAAAUAACAUUAGCAAAUUUAUCUAUAGAUCAUUAUCCUUAUCAUCAAUAUGGAUCAUCAAAAACACAUUGGAUAAAAUAUAGUGAAAUGUUAGCAUUAAAUCGAGAUGAAUGGGCAGCACGAUUAAGAGAAGAAUGGAAUGAACAAUUAACUUCUGCUAAAAAUAAUGCACCCAAUGAUGAAACUUCUGCAAAAUUCGAAAAAGCUCUUCGUACAAAUCGUAUUCGUUUAUUUGAAUCAUGUACUGUUAUGAAUAUAGAUGAUCUUGUACUUUAUCCUGUUUCAUUACAUAGUAAUUCAAAUAAACAUCAAGAACAAAAACGUCGUCGACCAUUACUUACAUCAGAUCGAACACAAUAUCAAUUACCAGAAUUUUUAGGUGUUAUUCAUAUUCAACAUACUGAAUAUUAUUAUCCAUUACCAUAUGCAUUUCCUAUACCAAAUAAUGAUUUAUAUAUUCAAAUAAUGCCUAUGGUUAUGCGCAUCGAUUUUGCAACAUAUAGUUGGCUUCAUGCUUUUAUUUCAUCAGUAUCAAUGACUAUAGAUAAUUCAGGUGUAUUAAAAACUGAUAAACCUAGUAUGGAUCUUGAACAUGUAGCUAUUAAAAUAGAAGCUAUGUUACCACGAAUUGUUAUUAGUUCAGAUAUAUUUUCUGGUGCUUAUCAAUUACAAGAAGCUAAACAUGAAAAUAAUCCUAUGCCAAAUAUAUUAGAACGUAAAGAAAUGCCAAAUCAACAAAAGCUUGAAAUACUUGAAUUAAAUAUUUCAAAAAUAUUAAUUACAAAUUCUCGUACUGAAUCAACUAGUAAUCGAAAUAAACUUGAACAACAUUUAGAAUUAUUUAAAAAAACAAACUUUUUUCAAUUAAAUCAAUGGCCAUUAUCAAAUGAUUCAUCAAAUACAACACGUAUUAGUUCAUUAUAUGAAAAACAUCCAUAUGAAACAUAUUUAUAUACUAAUCCAUUAACUAAAAAAAUUGGUACUAGUUUACCUGAAUCACAAUCGGCUGCUACAGCACUACAUUCAUAUUAUACAAUGACGACAGAUUCAUUGAAGAAGGCUGCAAAAUAUGAUAUUUGGCAUUUUAAUGCUGACAGUAUUUAUAUAGAUUUUACACCAGCAUCUCCGUCAGAAUCUGUUCGAUUAGCAAAACAAAAUAUGACUGAUUCGUUUUCAAUAUCAGGUUGGGUUGUAGUUGAUGAAAAACAAACAGGUAACAUACAUAUAUAUAUAUGUCUAGAAAAAGUUAAUGUUCUAUCAUAUCUUGUUGAAUCUUCAAUAGGAUCACCGUGGAUAAAUAUUAUAAGUGUUUUCGAAACACCAGCAAUGUUAAAAAUUUCUCAAAAACAAUAUACAUUUAUUAUGCAUCUACUUGAUGAAUUUGGUUUAUUUCUUAAUGUACUCGAACAAAAUAUAGUUCAAAGUCGUUUAAUAAAACAACAAAUACAACAAGAUUUAUCUUUAUCUAGCAAUGUUCCUAAAAAUAUAAAAAUAAAUGUUUGUGUACUUUCACCAACAAAAUUUACACUUGCUGUUAUAGAUGAUCUUGAAGAUGUUAUGAUUAAUCUUUCAACACCAGUUCCUCAACCUAGUUUACCUGAGGCAGAAAUAGAACCUACUAUGCAUGAUACAUCUGAUAUAAAUAGUGUUAUUGAUUUAAUAAUAACACCAACGGCUAUUGUUGCUAGUACAGCUAAACUUGAAUCAUCAUCAUCAUCGAUUAAUACUAUUGAAGAUAAUAAGAAUUUGAAUAAUAAAAAUUUUAAUUCAUUAGGACAAAAAAAACCUAAAGUAGAAGAAAAUAUUCAACGUGGAUUAGAAGUAACAUCAAAAGGUUCACGUGGUUCUUCACAAACAUCAUUAGUAAAUAUGGUUGAUAAUGUUGAUGAAACAUCAUCACAAUGGGAUCAAUUAAGUGAAGAUUUAGAUGCUGAUGUUGAUCCAACUUUAUUAAACAACGAAUAUGAACGACAACAAGAACAAGAACAACAAGAAAAACCAGCACGUAUUGAACUUGACGAAGAUAGUAUUAGUUUAACAGAAAAAAAUAAUGUUAAUAGUAUUGUCAUUGGAACAAAUGCAUUAGAAUCCAUUAACGGAGCGUUUAUUAAAUUAAAUGAAAUAAAAAUUUAUGUAGGUGCAGAUGAAGAAAAACAUGAUAAACCAAUUUAUAUUGCUUGUAAUGUAAAAAAUUUACGUAUUGAUGAAUUUCAUUCAUUAAAAUAUGAUUCAAUUAAACCAAAAUUAUUUGAAAAUGAAUGUCCUGAUGAAUUUAAUAAUGAAAAUGUUCCACCAAUUAAUAUUCGUAUUGAUAUUCCUAAAGGUAAAUCAAGUCCAUUACCAAUUGUUACUAUUAAACUAGAAAAUCGUAUUCUUGCUAUGACUACUCAUGCACUUGAUAUAAUUUUACAAAAUCUUGAAGAAAUUCGUACAAUUGAAGAAAAAAUUCUUAGAAAAAAUCGUCCACAUAAAUCUGUUCCUAUUAAUAUUGAUCUCAAUAAUAUACAAUUAUCACUUGAACCUGUUCAUGAAUAUCCAACAACAGAAGCAGUGGUAGCAAUAAAACCACCAUUGAAAGUUAAUAUUAAACGAAUGCAUGUUGUUAGACAAAUUGAUGGACAAGUUAUGAUUGAAACACCUCAGAAUGAAGUUUCAUCUAAAUUGAACAAUGAUAAUAGUGAUGUUCAAGAAAAAUUACGAGAAGCAGAAAUGAUUCGACUUGAAAAUGAACGACUUCGUUCAGAAUUAAAUACGCAUAAAAAAGAAAUAAAUGUUUUACGUGGUGAACGAGAUAGUUUAAUGAAUACAAUUUCAAAACUUGAUAUUGAAUUGACUCAAGCUGAACAUCAACGAAUGGUUCAACAGCAACCACAACAAAAACCUAAAAAAAAAUGA